AUGAACUGGGCUUGGUCGCAGAUACAAGCUGCGUCCAUCUUGAGUGCUGUUACUGCUGCUCCUCCGCCGCCACCGCCGCCUCGACAAGCGUCAGGCUCGUUUGGUGAACCCGCUGAUGCUCCUGUGAAACGACAGAGGGUUGAACCCAACGUGGGCUCAUUCGCAACCUUUGACAAGAGCUUCAUACCUGGACCAGGACGAACAGACGCCAUAGCACGGAAUGCCUUCCAACAGCACAACUUGAAGGACCCUGGAUCUCACUUACCUGGACUCCAUGCAGUACCUCAUCCUUCCGCGACAGCUUGGGCCAGAUCAACUUCAACCGUGACCCAAGCAUCCCGUAAUCCAAGCAAUGCUUACCCCUUCCACCAUCACAAUAAUACAGCGAAGCACUUAUCUCAUUCUCACUCACAAGGCCCACGCGCAUCCAAUCUGUACAACAACUCGCCAGCUGUCUUGCGGCGUAGAACAGACUCGCACUCUCCUCUGGACAAGGCUUGGGGUGGAGAUGAGUCGACAAGAGCAAAACGCCGUCGAACAUCGUCAAUAUGGACUGAUCGAGGAGCAAACUCAUUGUCUCCGUUCUCGGUUGACCAGACUAUGAUAACAAGCUUCAACAACCAGUUCAUAUCCACAAACCUUUUACAAAUAUAUCAUGAUGUCCUGGAGCACAAUCUCUCUUGCUGGCUGACUGAAGUAACUUGCCCUUACCGGGCACCCGGUUAUGUUGCUGGAGGCAGUUAUGCUCCCACCGAAUGGGGAUCGUCAUGGUCGAAUCGCAUCUACCGUCGCACAAUCAAUCUUGAUCAUGCAAUAUCAACAUCGAAACUCACUCGACUAACUCGUUCUGAGGAUAAAGCUGCCGCAAAGGCAUUCCAACUAGCCAUCAUGGCCUUUGCUACACAAUGGGCCCAAGGCAGUCGCCGGCAGCGACAGCGCUUUCCGACUGACGGCGAGACACCGGAGGAUAUACUCGACGAUGUCACUGAAGAGUUCGAUCGAAAUAUCCAACGAAACCUCUGGGAACAGGCAAAAAGGGCUCUCCAGGAUGUUGCCGAGGUUGAGUCAUAUCGAGUAGCUACCGCCGAGUUAAUCUUUGGUCUGACCCAAAAGCCCUGGACUUUUGACAAUGAACCCGAUGAUACGGCUAGAAACCCCAAUACAUUGUCUUCUUCACUACCGGAAGUUGAUAUGAAGUCUUUGAACGCCGAACUCGGCGACAUUAUCUCACGAGAUGGCCUGCCAGUAUUUAUGGAGAGAGCUGCACGAAAGAUGCAUACUCUUAAAUUUCGAUUCGACUCGGGGCGACGCGGUGUCACUGGACCUCUUACAAGCCCUAAGAAUAGCGACGCGCUGUCGAUGAUGAACCCGGAAGAUCGUGGCACUGUUGGGUUGCUUUACUGGCUUGCAGUCAUGCUGGACACUGUUUCCUCAUCUAUGAGUGAGCGUCCAGUUGUUGUCGCUGACGCAGAUAGUCAGCAUGACGAUGCAGACGAUGAUCUUGACGCGACAACAAAUGGACGGUGGAACGUUCCUCUGUUCAUCCAGGAUAAUCUGGAACAGCCACAUAUGUACCGCGCUGUGCACUGGCCUUGCUCAUAUGAAUCGGCUGCUGAAGCUGUCACCAAGUCAGCACCCGUCAAAGUUCUCCUCUUUCGCCAUGUAUCCUAUCUGCAAAAUAUCUUGAGGAGAGGAGGCCGUGGAGAAAAGGUUGAGGAACUCAUCAAAAACACCAGCUCACUUUAUCGAUACUGGAAUAUGACACAUGGUGCUUUCUUCAAGGAACUGCUCCUUGACUACGAAUCAGUUCCAGGCCGCUUACAAAGCUGGUUCGUCUGCAUUUCGGCCCAUUGGAAUCUCGGUGCUCUUAUGCUCGCCGAUCUCAUCGAGUAUGUGGACGAGAACGAGCUGGGCGAGGCAAAUGCAUCUCAUGGCCGACUAUCCAGCAAGAUGGUGACAAAGAUACGUGAAUCGAGUGCCAAAGAGUUGUCUGAAUUGGCCAAGGUGUCGACCCCUGACCACAACCUGACCAAUCUAACAGCAUCUCAAAUGUCGCACUUCCACCAUGCGGUCAGCGAGGCGACAAUUCUUACAGAGCCCUGGACUAUUCUCCUCAUCAGAGCCUUUGCCAAGGCAGCUAUGAUCUUCAUACAAGAGGCCAAGGACUCUAUAGAGUACAGCAUAGCGGCUCCAGCAACUACUGGACAUGACCUUCAGGAGAGUGUGCGACGAGCACAGGACUGCAUAAAAGGGCUAUGGAUUUUAGGUAAGAAGUCUGAUAUGGCUAGGAGGUCUGCAGAUACUCUGGCGGCCGCGAUGAAGAAGCUGAGAGUGUAA
This is a messenger RNA of Fusarium coffeatum, 2337 nucleotides long. RefSeq lists its product as uncharacterized. NCBI's taxonomy places the organism in Eukaryota, Fungi, Ascomycota, Sordariomycetes, Hypocreales, Nectriaceae. The record is from RefSeq and is a predicted model, not a curated record. Bases 1 to 2337 code for a protein of 778 amino acids. The transcript has a single exon.